GACAGCGAGAACUCCUCAACCUAUCACCUCAGCACUUAUGACCCACGACAAAGCCACCAGGCUCAAGAAACAGGGCAGCAAGGAGUUGCUCCUGCAAAAUAAUGUCAACCAUAUCGGCUGCCAGUGUAGAGGCCACACCUGCAAUCGAGGGGGCGCAAGAGAAGAAGCCUUUGAAGCCAUGCUGUGCAUGUCCUGAAACAAAAAAAGCAAGGGAUGCUUGCAUCAUUGAAAAGGGUGAGGAACGCUGCACAAAUCUUAUUGAAGCUCACAAGGAGUGUAUGAGGGCACUUGGUUUCAAGAUAUAAAGGUGUGACAUUGAAUUGACGGGGCUGGCUGUGGACAAGGAUCUGGCGUACUUUUAUUUAUUCUAAGGAGGGAAGAUUGUUUCUGGAAAAUGUGAUUUCUUAUUCUGCCUUUUGUUUGAAUAUUGCUGUAGAUGACACUGAAUAAAGAUCCUAUGCAAUUCUCUAGAA
Pygocentrus nattereri (red-bellied piranha) is the source of this 473-nucleotide messenger RNA. RefSeq names its product cytochrome c oxidase copper chaperone. Gene Ontology annotation, biological process: mitochondrial respiratory chain complex IV assembly. The coding region runs from base 102 to 305 and encodes 67 amino acids. The record is from RefSeq and is a predicted model, not a curated record. Gene Ontology annotation, molecular function: copper ion binding; copper chaperone activity. Gene Ontology annotation, cellular component: mitochondrial intermembrane space. NCBI's taxonomy places the organism in Eukaryota, Metazoa, Chordata, Actinopteri, Characiformes, Serrasalmidae. The transcript is spliced from 4 exons.